GAGAGACUUAUAGAUACCUUCGAGCCUUAUCAUCCAUAGGGCUUCGAUGGAGAUAGCUGCUUCGGGAAUGGCUUUAUAUGUUAGUUCGACUAGCCGUUAGCGGUCCAUAGAAUAGUGGGGCCUCGUGCGCUCCCAUAUCUAUAGAGGGGGUCUUCAUGCGCAUAACCUGUAGUCCCACAGCCUCCACCCACCCCUAGGGCGAGCGCUAACAUGCUCCCUCAAAUCCCGAUGAACCACCCCGUGAUUUCAUAAAGGGCCGGGUGUGCAUGCAUGGGGGCCCCUACUAUUCUAAGGGUAGUGGUGGGGGGGAAUUAUAGACAUAGAUGUUGAUCCGGUUGUUUCACUAGUUUCAUAUCUCGCAUUUGAUCCGGUUGAUCCAGCCCUACUCUUCUAAAGGGAACCAGUCCCAUAGCGAGAUCCAUACCCAUAGCCACCUUCUGGUGAUCCAGGUUCUCACUUUCGAGAUCUAGACCCAUAGCCAGCAUAUCUAGUAGCAGAGACAGGGAUAGAGGCAGAACCAGUAGUUUCAGUUCCUGAUCGAUACCCAGUCCUUUCUAUAGAUCCAUCACCUUUUGCAGCAUCACAACCAGCAGCUGAGGUAGCCUAUAUCGCAAAGGCAAAGCCCGUUGAUCCAGUGCUUGAUCAAGCUGUUGAUCCAGCCCUCUGGGGAUGCACCCGUCGAAAGAGAAGCAUGGGUAGCACCAGCAGCAACAGCAUCGUAUAUAGUAUCUGAUCCAACAGCAGCUGUAGCACCAGUAGCAGUAGCAGUUCCAAAGCCAUAUCCCGUAGCUUCCCUUAGCACGGUUCCACCAACAGCACGAGAUCCAGCACCUAUAACAGAACCUAUAGACCCAGGUGACCCAGUUCCAGAUCCUGUUCUAUAUCAAGAGCCGGAUCCAGCUUAUCCACUACCAUCUAGAACAGCAGCAGAGACAGUAGCAUACGCAGAGUUCCUAGUUCCAGGUCCAUCCAUUGAAGCACCAAUAAUAGCACUUGUUUCAGCACCACCCGCCAACAUAGAGAAGAGAGGGCGUGCCUGUAGCUUACCCAGUAGAAGACCCAGCAGCAUAGUUCAUCGGGAGUAUAAGUAGCUAGAGAAGCAGCUUUAAUAAGUUGAUCCAGCUUGGGCGAUGAUUCUGAUCUUGAUCCGGGGGUAGGGCAUGAAUGUUACGUAUAGAAUCUCGAGCUCCGGGGUCUUCACGCAUAUGUAUCAACUCUUCUUUUGGAACCAUAGCUGCAAGAAGUCAUCAGUUCAAAGCUCGCCUUCCUUCUCGACUAACGUGGCGCCGCCCCUAACUUUUGAGAACCAACUCCUAGUUCCCCGUUCCCGAAAUGUUGAUUAAUUGUAUUGAUGAUUUGGGAAUUUGUUCAUUCCGGGGGCACCCGACAUGGCAUUUCCACGAUUGCAUAACAUUCCCUCCCGGUCGUCGCCGCCUUCGCCGUCGCCAUUCCCAGCCUUGGUAGAAGUGGGUAGCGGCACUGGGUGGACGGUCUAUCCGCUUGAGCAUCAAUCUAUUGUGCGGGAAGGGAGUUAGCCGGUUACAGUACUUCCGGUGUCGGCCUUCCUUGCUAGAUUUUAUUGCCUUGUAUUUUUUUGAAACUAUUAGAACAGAACACGGAACUCACUACUCCAUCAGAAAACAAAAUGACCAACUAUAGGACCGAUCUAAAGGUUGAUGAGAUCGGUCGAGUGGUCUCAGUCGGAGAUGGGAUUGCACGUGUCUAUGGAUUGAACGAGAUUCAAGCUGGGGAAAUGGUCGAAUUUGCCAGCGGUGUGAAAGGAAUAGCGUUGAAUCUUGAGAAUGAGAUAUUUAUCCUCCCUACCCCAUUGAAUUUUGUCCUCCUAUUUAUCCUCCCUACCCCAUUGAAUUUUGUCCUCCUAUUUAUCCUCCCUACCCCAUUGAAUUUUGUCCUACUAUUUCUCCCUACCCCUCUAUCACUUUCUCCUCGUCAAAAACGAAGGAGAGAGGAGAGCCCCCCGCCCGCAGUGGAUCAAGCCGAGGAAGGGCCUUUAGAAGAGCCCACCCCUGAACCCGAGGAGGGGCCCGCCGAUGAGGAAUAUCAGGCUGAAGGCGAGGAAGAAACCGAUGGGGAAGAGGCUGACGACACCGAGGAAGCCCAACCCAGAGGGUCCUCGCCCGACACCUCCGAUUACGAGCGUGAAUCGGGGUGGGAUAACUUGACUCCCGAGCAACGAAGCAUCCUUAGGCGGGGGGAUAAGAGAAAUAGGGCAUUCUUGACCUUUGAUCCCUCGAGUCCUUCCUCAUCCUCUGAGGGAUCAAAUCGCGGCGAAUUCUUGACCUUUGAUCCCCCGAGUGCUUCCUCAUCCUCUGAGGGAGAGAACUCGGAGGGUACUGGGGGGGGCUCCUGGGGUGAUGACGAGUGGGAAUAACUUUAUCUUUACGAUAAGGGAAAGGGGGGGGGCAGGUUAUAGUUAGGGGGGAGGGA
Messenger RNA from Cryptomeria japonica (Japanese cedar), 2448 nucleotides. RefSeq lists its product as uncharacterized. The transcript has a single exon. Gene Ontology annotation, molecular function: proton-transporting ATP synthase activity, rotational mechanism; ADP binding; ATP binding. The coding region runs from base 1646 to 2392 and encodes 248 amino acids. Lineage: Eukaryota; Viridiplantae; Streptophyta; Pinopsida; Cupressales; Cupressaceae. Gene Ontology annotation, biological process: proton transmembrane transport; proton motive force-driven ATP synthesis. The record is from RefSeq and is a predicted model, not a curated record.